GAUAUAUCUUACAUUUAUUUUGCCAUCCCUAGACAGCACCUGAAACUUUGUUAAUAUUUUUACACAAAAUUACGUGUUUCGAUAGGAAUUUCACAAUAUGGUUGACAAUUUAGCGCCCCUAGAACCUAGCUUGCAAAACCUGGUCGACCAAGAAUCUCUGAAAUGGAUUUUCGUGGGUGGAAAAGGCGGCGUGGGUAAAACAACAUGCAGCUCCAGUUUGGCAGUGCAAUUGGCGAAGGUGCGCGAAUCCGUGCUCAUCAUCUCGACAGAUCCCGCGCACAACAUAUCCGAUGCCUUCGAUCAAAAGUUUACCAAGGUGCCGACAAAGGUGAACGGCUUUAAUAAUCUGUUCGCCAUGGAGAUCGAUCCAAAUGCAGGUCUCAGCGAACUGCCCGAGGAGUACUUUGAUGGAGAAAACGAGGCGCUGCGCGUCAGCAAGGGUGUCAUGCAGGAGAUGAUCAAUGCCUUGCCCGGCAUCGAUGAGGCCAUGAGCUAUGCCGAGGUAAUGAAGCUGGUAAAAGGCAUGAACUUCUCCGUUGUGGUCUUCGAUACGGCGCCCACAGGACACACGCUUCGCCUGAUCGCAUUUCCACAGGUUGUCGAGAAGGGUCUCGGUAAGCUGUUGCGCCUCAAGAUGAAACUAGCCCCACUCCUAACACAAUUCGUAGCCAUGCUGGGCAUGGCCGAUGUGAAUGCGGACACACUAUCCCAAAAGCUGGACGACAUGCUGCGCGUCAUCACGCAGGUCAACGAACAGUUUAAGAAUCCGGAUCAAACAACAUUUGUUUGCGUUUGUAUUGCCGAGUUCUUUUCGCUGUAUGAAACGGAGCGUCUCGUCCAGGAGCUGACCAAAUGCGGUAUCGAUGUUCACAACAUAAUCGUAAAUCAAUUGUUGUUUUUGGAGAAGUCGCACAAUUCGUGCAGCAUGUGCGCUUCCCGUUUUAAGAUACAGGAGAAGUAUCUGGAUCAGAUUGCCGACUUAUACGAGGACUUCCAUGUAACCAAGCUACCAUUACUCGAGAAGGAGGUGCGCGGACCAGAAAGCAUUAAGGCGUUUUCAGAAAACCUUAUGAUACCCUUCAACCCGAAAGAGACUUCCAAUAAGUAAGCACUGUCUGUACACCGUGCUAGUUGUAAGCUUUUCAGUAGAAAAAACAAAUAACUGUGUAUAUGUUUGGGUGUGUGAAUAAUAAAAUCUAUUUAAUCCCAGUCGAUUCAAAAAAAAA
Drosophila grimshawi is the source of this 1226-nucleotide messenger RNA. RefSeq names its product ATPase ASNA1 homolog. Gene Ontology annotation, molecular function: ATP binding; ATP hydrolysis activity. The record is from RefSeq and is a predicted model, not a curated record. Gene Ontology annotation, cellular component: GET complex. Gene Ontology annotation, biological process: post-translational protein targeting to endoplasmic reticulum membrane. The transcript is spliced from 3 exons. NCBI's taxonomy places the organism in Eukaryota, Metazoa, Arthropoda, Insecta, Diptera, Drosophilidae. The coding region runs from base 98 to 1108 and encodes 336 amino acids.